This is a messenger RNA of Fulmarus glacialis (Northern fulmar), 805 nucleotides long. RefSeq names its product transmembrane 4 L six family member 18 (gene TM4SF18). Gene Ontology annotation, cellular component: membrane. The annotation marks the transcript as partial. The transcript is spliced from 4 exons. Lineage: Eukaryota; Metazoa; Chordata; Aves; Procellariiformes; Procellariidae. The record is from RefSeq and is a predicted model, not a curated record.
CUUAGAAAGGACAAUGAGUUUAGACAGCGAUAUUCAUCUAUUGUUCUCCUAACUGUUAAGCACUUCGCUAUCUCUGGAAUCAUACCCCAGUCACCCAGUUCCUGUGAAUAUGAAAUGACUGAAUCAAACUGAGGAGGUCAAAACGCUUUUCAUAUUUAAAACCUUGUAGUCUUUUGUUAGCUUGGGAGAGCAAAACUUCUAAAGUUCUUGAGAGAUGGCUUUAGAGACAUGUGGAAGCUGUUUGAGUUGUCUGCUGAUACCUCUUGCACUUUGGAGUAUUGUUGUUAACAUCCUAUUAUACUUCCCUAAUGGGAAAGCUUUGCAUGCUGCCAGUUACCAGCUUCCCAGCUACGUGUGGUAUUUUGAAGGGAUCUGUUUCUCAGGUGUGAUGAUUCUUCUGUUGGCAGUAAUUCUAAUAACACUGGAGUGUAGCGUCUUCUAUCGGUGCUGCCAGAGUGAGAGCUGUAACAAAACCUACAGGAGUUUUAUUUCAAUUGUGCUAGCCCUGCUUGGAGUUGCUUUCUCUGGAUACAGUUGCAUCAUUUUUACCUUGGGGUUGAUUCAAGGCCCCUUCUGCAAUUCAUCAGGUGGAUGGGAUUAUAUCUUCAAAGACACUGCUGGAGGGUACCUCACAGAUUACCCUGCUUGGUCUCAGUGCACCGAACCUGCUAACAUAGUGGAGUGGAACAUCAUUUUACUCUCUAUUCUUAUAGCUCUGAGUGGACUGCAGUUGAUCAUCUGUUUUCUCAAAGUGGCUGCUGAGUUGAAACGGACACUCUGUGGGACCUAUUCUGUUUUUGUCCAG